CUCACACAUUGGUUUAUUUUUAUAUGGAUACCUUAUUAUUUACACUAAAUUUAUGUGUUCUUCUUGUUGUGGCUGUUUAUGCUCAUGGUAAACGCCAGGACAUCAGAAGUGAGGCUGGAGGGGCACCCCAGCAGAUGUUGUAACGGUAUCUGACUUAUUUCCAGACAGAGCAACGUAUUCUUGUGCUAAAAACAGUAAUCAACAAAAUAAGGAUCGGGAAACGGCACUUUUACGAAGCUUGAACUCAGGAAAUCGCUGUUAUGUACUAGGAAUGUCGCCAUCGUUAAAACAGCUUCAAUGAGUAGCAAUCACCGAGAAGACAAAUGGCUCGCCCAAACAGCGGUUGAUGGUGAUGUCGGGAACAACUCUAUGUUGAGCGAUACGUGUUUUCACACGACUAAAGAGUACCAGCCGUGGUGGAGGGUGGACCUACAUCAAGACUACUAUAUCACUAGUGUCGUUGUUUAUAACCGACUUGACUGCUGUGAAAACCAGGCAAGGAACAUUAAACUGACAAUCGGUAAAAGUUUGGACUCCAUGAGUCAGACAGGACAUCUAGAUGGCGAGUUCACCACUACCCAUACGCUCACCGUUGACCCACCAUUGGUAGGACGUUUCGUGCAAUUGCAGCUGAAAGGGAUAACAGAGUUUUUCCAUCUAUGUGAGGUAGAAGUCAUGGCAUAUCCCUCAGGUACAUACAAUGUCGCCUUCGGUAAAACUGCUUCACAGAGCAGCAACUACAAUACAUCCAAAUAUAACGCAACAACGGCGGUUGAUGGCAAUGUCGGGGACAACGCUUUUGCCAGCGAUUCGUGUUUUUGUACGGCGAAAGAGUACCAGCCGUGGUGGAGGGUGGACCUACAUCGAAACUACUAUAUCACUAGUGUCGUUAUGCAUUACCAAUUGGACUGCUGUGCAAACCAGGCAAGGAACAUUAAACUGACAAUCGGUAAAAGUUUGGACUCCAUGAGUCAGGCUGGAUACCUAGAUGGCGGGUUUACCACUCAUACGUUCACCAUUGACCCACCAUUGGUAGGACGUUUCGUGCAACUGCAGCUGAAAGGGAUAACGGAGUUUUUCCAUCUAUGCGAGGUAGAAGUCAUGGCAUAUCCCUCAGAGUUUCCUCUUAAUACGACAGUUAUAUCGGGAAUAUUUGGAGGUUUUUGUGCUAUGGUUAUUCUUGGAGCCACUGGGAUACUCUUAACGAGAAAGUACUCCAAAGGUUGCUUUUCUAAAGCAGAUGAGAAAUCUGAGGAAACCAGUCGUAACCCGGAUGCACCAGUUGACACCGUCCCGUCUGCAAGAGACUCAGAAAUAUACACAGAAAUAGAAGAAACCUCUGACUGUCAAGCAAAACGCACAGGUGAAACGAGUUUCACCGUUCAGACAACGGAUCCAUCACAAUACGAAGAGUUACGCGCAAGUGUAUCAAACACAUACACAAAAUUAGAUAGAACGAUGAACGAAAACAUUUGCAAAUGAAGACUAUUCAAAGCUGCAUCAGUUUCCUUUUAAUGUUAUCAUUGACACGUGGGACAAUUACAUGUAUAAAUCAAAGUUUGGAAAUUAAGACCAGAUAGUCGCCACAAUUAGGAUUAUUACAAAUGUGUUCUGAGAAAGAAUUUGUCGUAGUACAGAAUGUAUUCAGAAAUAUCCCGGGGAAAAUAAUAUAUUUACUACUCGAGUAUUUGUUAUCGUUCUCUUCAACUACUUGCCAUUCAUUUUAUCGGUUAAAUACUUGAAUGUCUUUUUAAAUAUUGUAUGAAUCCGUGCAUUGAUGUUUUUUCCAU
Molecule: messenger RNA, 1790 nt
Organism: Mya arenaria
Lineage: Eukaryota; Metazoa; Mollusca; Bivalvia; Myida; Myidae
Exons: 12
Coding region: 298-1482 (394 amino acids)
Source: RefSeq, a predicted model, not a curated record